Leishmania braziliensis MHOM/BR/75/M2904 is the source of this 1266-nucleotide messenger RNA. RefSeq lists its product as hypothetical. The coding region runs from base 1 to 1266 and encodes 421 amino acids. NCBI's taxonomy places the organism in Eukaryota, Euglenozoa, Kinetoplastea, Trypanosomatida, Trypanosomatidae. The record is from RefSeq and is a predicted model, not a curated record. The transcript has a single exon.
AUGCUGAGUGCAAUGGAUAAUAGAGGCUCCACUGUUCGCUCCCCUGCCAGCGCGGGGAGGCGCUACGUGGCCCACAGCGCCUGCUCACCUGUCAAGAGCAACCUCGUCGAGGAAAACCUGAUCGAUUUGUGCGACGGCGGGGCGGUCGUGUCAUCGCAGCCCCUGAGCCUGACCUCGAGCGGCAGAUGGCCCUGCGCCUCGGCCGCAUCUGCGAGCAGGAUGAGAAGGACAGUUAAUACGUCGGAGGAACGGGAUCACACCCUCGCCUCGUUCACACCGAACCGGCGACCACGUCGGAAAUCGGAUGCCUCGGGGUCACUGAGUAGCUCCGCAUCGAUUCGGAAAUCUCUGGAGCUACAAAGCAGCUCAUCAUUGAGAGCGGAAGGCAAGCAACGCAGGUUUUCUGCGGUUCCGAAGACCAUGAAGGCCACCGCUAACCUUCACCUGGGUGAAUCGCCACUGAAGCGGAGCGUCUCGAGACGGGUGCGGAGCUCGGUAUCGCUGGAAUCUUCCGCGCAGACCUCUAGGCCAACGGAGGAAUCUGUGCCAUCUCCCACGUCUUCUGUGAAGACGCUCGCGUCGGACUCACCGAGCGUUCUGCACUCGCGCGAACCCUCAGUUGCGGUUUCGGAGGAGGAGGAUUUGUGCUGCAUCUGCCUGGAGAGCUACAGCGAUGAUAACCCUAUGUUCCACGGCGCGUGCCAGCACCAUUUUCAUCUUCCCUGCCUUAUGGAAUGGAAGCAGCGCAGCAGCUUGUGCCCAAUGUGCUGCGCCGCAACACUCAAAGGUGUAGGCGAAUUUGAGGUGGCGCAUCAUAGCUCAGCCGCAGAUUCAGCUGGAAUGGCGCGACAGCAAGCUACCACGAUGCGCGAUGCCCAAGUCGCACGCAGUCUGCAGCACAAGUAUCUUCGGGCAGCGCAGCGUCGUGGCCACGGAGACCCGCGCUUUCCUCCCUCCGCACAGCCAUCGCGUGUGCUGAACAGUGGCUCACCAAGGGACUUGCCUAGUCGCGUGCCGCCCCACAACGCCGAGGCUGGGAGGUACCUUUCCAGCACAUUGCGGUCCGACAAUAGCUUCAACUCACAGCGGCCAAGCAACGUUGUACACGUUCCAUUGUCGCGUUCUUCCCUAGGACCGGUUGAAGAGCAGCAGCAGCGUGGUGCGGAGAACGCGUUCCCGUCGUCAAUUCCGCCACCAGUGCAUCCAAGCCUUCAGAAUGCUCGGCGUUCGCGCAGUAAGUUACCGGUGGCGUGUGCUGUCAUGUAG